Anopheles funestus (African malaria mosquito) is the source of this 1787-nucleotide messenger RNA. RefSeq names its product glucose dehydrogenase [FAD, quinone]-like. Gene Ontology annotation, molecular function: flavin adenine dinucleotide binding; ecdysone oxidase activity. The coding region runs from base 35 to 1765 and encodes 576 amino acids. The record is from RefSeq and is a predicted model, not a curated record. NCBI's taxonomy places the organism in Eukaryota, Metazoa, Arthropoda, Insecta, Diptera, Culicidae. The transcript has 2 exons.
CCGGUUUCGCUGUGUUUCGCUAUUUUACGAUAAUAUGCUGUUCACUUUAUUCAACUAUUAUUGCAUCGUGGGCUUUUAUGCAAUCGGAGUAUUGAUUGCAACAUGUGCAUUUGAACUGUUUUUCUACGUAGCCUAUUUGAACGAUCUGCGAACGAUACCGGUAAGUAGUGAGUAUGAUUAUAUCAUCGUCGGAAGCGGGACAGCUGGUUCCUGGAUUGCAGCCCGAAUUCCAUCCGACAAUGUGCUUCUCUUAGAAGCAGGCCCUACGUGGAAUAGGUUGAUGGAUAUUCCGCUAUUUUUACCGCUACUGCAAGGUACACAAUAUGAUUGGCAAUAUCUAUCAGAACCGCAAACACAUUCGUGUUGGGCCAUGAAAGAAAAUCGCAGCCGUUGGCCAAUGGGUAAAGUAGUCGGUGGCACACACAUGCUGAACAACAUGAUUCACUUCAAGGCGGACCGGAAAGAUUUCUCUAAUUGGUUUGUAAAGUCUCAAGAUUUAAACCGCUUCUUGGAGUUUUUCGAACUCGACCUAUGGCCAAAUGUUGAACGUGGUUUUACUACCGAGCUCGGACGAGUUUUCAUUGACGCUGCGAAAAACCUCGGGUUCAGAGAUGAUGAAUUUUUUCAACCAUUACUUACGACAAGGAACGGCAGAAGAUGGACGACAGCACAUGAGUAUGAAAAGGCUCAGCGAAGCGGGCACGAAAAAAUGACAAACAGUCUGGUGGAAAAAAUAAUAGUCGAUAAAGGAAUCGCUAGAAGCGUGCUGGUUUCCCGAGCAGGACUGCGAUUUCCGGUAAGCGCCAGGAAAGGAAUCAUUUUAACUGCAGGAACAGUAGGCUCAACCAAAAUAUUGCUUCACAGUGGCAUUGGACCACGGUCGGAGCUGGAGCAGCUGGGAAUCAAAACACUUAUCAAUCUGCCACAGGUUGGAAAGAACCUGCAAGAUCAUAUAGGCACCGGAUCGGAGCUGCUUUUAAUACGGAAGUCCUUAAACCUUCAUCCGGUUGAUCUCGUCCAUCCUAAAAAUCUUCUAAAUUACUUUACGAGCAAUCAUCAACGAUCGUCUCUUUCGUUCGGCGGAUGUGAAGCAGUUGGUUUCGUUUCCCUCGGCAGUAAUUACACGAGCGAUCUUCAAUUUAUGGUACUUCCAGCCGGUCUCACUUCCGACGGCGGUGUACACUUGCGGAAGAUACUUAACAUAAAAGAUUCCGUUUGGCACGAUUAUUAUGAACCGCUUUUGAGGAUGGGGCAGUCAGCCGUCACGGUUUUACCAAUUCUGCUGCAUCCAAAAAGCAAUGGACAAAUCUUUCUCCGAAGUGCGAAUGUACGAGACACCCCAGUUAUCGAUCCCAAUUAUCUAACUUCGAGGGACGAUGUAAACGUUCUCAUCAAAGGAAUUCGUUUGCUGCAAAAGAUCACUCAACAACCGUCCGCAAGUGAAAUAGGGCUAGAAUUUAACCCGAAACCAUUUCCCGGCUGCACAAAGCAACCGUUCGAUAGUGAUGCGUACUGGGAAUGCUACAUUCGAUCAGUUACGCACACUAUUUACCAUCCGGUGGGUACAUGUCGGAUGGGAACCACAAGUGCUGAUUCGGUUGUGUCAUCCACUGAUCUUCGUGUGCACGGUGUGCAGAAUUUGUUCGUGGCGGAUGCGUCCGUUAUGCCGGGUCUGCCAAGCGGAAAUCCUAAUUCAGUAGCAAUGGCCAUUGCUGAGUAUUUUGUACGAUCAAAUUUUCCAUCCUCAGAAACGCUGGUGAAAUAAAAAGAAAGGAAACAGAACGAAA